Messenger RNA from Arabidopsis arenosa, 1330 nucleotides. NCBI's taxonomy places the organism in Eukaryota, Viridiplantae, Streptophyta, Magnoliopsida, Brassicales, Brassicaceae. The record is from the annotation of a GenBank genome assembly.
CAAAGAGCCCAAAGAUAAGGAGAGAAAGAGAGAGUGACACUUCACCACACCACCUCCUCUCUUUCUUCUUCUUCUUCUUCUUCUUCUUUCUCUGCUUCUUUAACACAAAAACAACAUUGAGAAUCAAUCAAAAUGGGAUCAAUGCCAAACCCUAAUCCAUGGUCACCAUACGAUUCUUCCUACAACGAUUGCUCUCAAGGAAUCUGCAACAUCUACUGUCCUCAAUGGUGUUACCUAAUCUUCCCUCCACCUCCUCCUUCUUUCUUCCUCGACGACUCCUCCUCCUCCUCCUCCUCCAGUUUCUCUCCUCUCCUCAUCGCUCUCAUCGGAAUCUUAACCAGCGCCUUCAUCCUCGUCAGCUACUACACUCUCAUCUCAAAAUACUGUCAUCGCCACCACCAAACCUCCUCUUCAGAGACUCUUAACCAUAACAGUGACGGUUUCUUCUCCUCCACGCAAAGAAUCUCUGCGACUGGAGAUGGACUCAACGACUCUAUGAUUAAAUCAAUCACAGUUUAUAAAUACAAGAAAGGAGAUGGAUUCGUCGAUGGUUCUGAUUGCUCUGUUUGUUUGAGUGAAUUUGAAGAAAACGAGAGUUUGAGAAUGUUGCCAAAAUGUAAUCACGCGUUUCAUCUUCCUUGUAUUGAUACUUGGUUAAAAUCUCACUCUAAUUGUCCACUUUGCCGCGCUUUUGUCACCGGAGUUAAUAAUCCCACCGCUGUCGGCGAGGCUGGUUCAGUUGUUGUAGCUAACCAAUCGAGUUCUGUUCAUCAAACCGGUUCGGUAUCUGAAAUCAAUUUGAAUUUGGCCGGUUACCAACACCAAACCGGUAAUUCAGUCGUUGUAAUUGAAGAUCUGGAGAUUGGAUCUCGGAAUAGUGAUGGAAGAUCGGAAUUACAACCACCGGAGGAGCGGCGGGACACUAAGGAUGAAGAUUCUCUGCCGAUUCGAAGAUCUGUAUCGUUGAACUCAAGUGUAGUGGUUUCGAUUGCUGAUGUAUUGCGAGAGAUCGAAGACGAAGAAGAAGAAGAAUCCGGCGGUGCUGGAACUUCGCAGCGGCGAGAGGAAGAGGAAGAUGGCGAUGGGAAGACGCUUCCACCGACGGAGGCGAAUCAGAGAAGCGGCGGAGUAUCGAAUUUUCUGGUACGGAGUUUAUCGACGGGAAGAUUUAUUUUCUCGAGGUAUGAUCGAGGGCGAAAUUACCGUUUACCCAAUUAGAUAAUUACGUUAAUUUGUUUUAAUUAAUGUAUGUUACUAACUUACUAUGAAACAAAAUUUCACAUUAACUGUUUUUUUUUACUGUAUUUACUGAUAAAUUAAACAGUUCACU